This is a messenger RNA of Elephantulus edwardii (Cape elephant shrew), 936 nucleotides long. Its product is annotated as olfactory receptor 3A2-like. Gene Ontology annotation, molecular function: olfactory receptor activity; G protein-coupled receptor activity. The transcript has a single exon. Lineage: Eukaryota; Metazoa; Chordata; Mammalia; Macroscelidea; Macroscelididae. Gene Ontology annotation, cellular component: membrane. The coding region runs from base 10 to 936 and encodes 308 amino acids. Gene Ontology annotation, biological process: G protein-coupled receptor signaling pathway. The record is from RefSeq and is a predicted model, not a curated record.
AAGGAUCAUAUGGAACAAGACACUGGGAUAAACAAGACAGUUCUCACUGAAUUCAUCCUGCUGGGCCUUGUGGAAUCAGAAGAGUUGCAGACUGUGGUCUUCGUACUCUUCCUUUUUGCCUACAUGAUCACAGUGGGGGGUAACCUUACCAUCCUGGCAGCUAUUUUGCUGGAACCCAAACUCCACACACCCAUGUAUUUCUUCCUGGGAAACCUGUCAGUUCUGGACAUUGGGUGCAUCACUGUCACUGUUCCUCCAAUGCUGAAUCGUCUCCUGUCCCACAAACGUACGAUUUCCUAUAAAGCUUGCCUCUUCUUCUUCCACCUCCUGGCUGGAAUGGACUGUUUUCUGUUAGCAGCCAUGGCCUAUGACCGCUUCCUGGCCAUUUGCCGGCCCCUCACCUACAGCACCCGCAUGAGCCAAGUAAUCCAGAGGAUACUGGUGAUUGUAUCUUGGGCUUGUGCCUUCACCAAUGCACUGACUCACACUGUUACCCUAUCUACUCUCACCUUUUGUGGCCCCAAGGAAAUCAAUCACUUUUACUGUGACCUUCCACAGCUCUUCCAGAUCUCAUGCUCUAGCACCCACGUCAAUGAGCUGGUGCUCUUUAUUGCUGGUUUCUUGAUGGCAGGUAUUCCUGUGCUUCUCAUCAUCACCUCCUACAUCCACGUGGCCGCUGCAGUUCUACGAAUCCGUUCAGUGGAGGGCCGGAAGAAGGCUUUCUCUACAUGUGGCUCCCACCUCACUGUAGUCUCCCUCUUCUAUGGGACAGGUAUCUUCAACUAUAUGCGCUUGGGUUCAGAGGAAGCGUCAGACAAGGAUAAGGGGGUAGGAGUUUUCAAUACUGUCAUCAAUCCCAUGCUGAAUCCACUCAUCUACAGCCUCAGAAACUCUGAUGUUCAGGGUGUUUUGUGGCGAGUGCUUGUAGGGAGGUGA